Molecule: messenger RNA, 888 nt
Organism: Penicillium atrosanguineum
Lineage: Eukaryota; Fungi; Ascomycota; Eurotiomycetes; Eurotiales; Aspergillaceae
Product: proteasome core particle subunit alpha 7
Exons: 5
Coding region: 1-888 (295 amino acids)
Biological process (GO): ubiquitin-dependent protein catabolic process
Cellular component (GO): proteasome core complex, alpha-subunit complex; nucleus; proteasome core complex
Source: RefSeq, a predicted model, not a curated record
AUGACGUCAAUCGGUACGGGAUACGAUCUCUCAAACUCAGUCUUCUCGCCAGAUGGCCGAAACUUUCAGGUUGAGUACGCCGUGAAGGCUGUUGAGAACGGAGGAACAGCUAUCGGCAUCCGAUGCAAGGACGGUGUGGUGUUGGCAGUAGAAAAGAUCAUCACUAGCAAACUCCUCAAGCCCGGCGCCAACAAGAGAAUCGCGACAGUUGAUCGUCAUGUCGGCAUUGUAUCGGCGGGUCUCGUUCCCGAUGGUCGGCACUUUGUGUCCAGAGCCAGAGAUGAAGCAUCCUCAUGGAGAGGUACAUACAAGGGCCCCAUACCGACCUCCGCGCUCGCGAACCGCCUCGGUGGCUACGUACAAGCCUACACAUUGUACUCUAGUGUACGACCAUUUGGUGUGACCUCUAUCGUCGGAGGAUGGGAUAGUGAAGCGGACUUGCCCGUCGAUGGCCAGGUCGGUUCAGGGCCAGAGUCAGGCGCCGGUGGGAAAGUCAAAGAUGCCCAAGCUGGAGGGCCUGGGCUAUACAUGAUUGAACCUAGCGGGCUUUACUGGGGCUACUACGGUGCCGCCACCGGCAAGGGACGGCAGGCUGCCAAGGCGGAACUGGAGAAGCUGGACCUGACUUCGGGCAAUCUAUCUCUGGCAGAUGGCGUGAAGGAGGCAGCGCGCAUCAUCUACGUCGCCCACGAAGACAGCAAAGACAAGGAGUUUGAGUUGGAAAUGUCAUGGAUCAGCUCGCUUGACGGUCCGACUAAGGGACGGCACGAAGAAGUGCCCAAGGACAUUCGGGAAGAGGCCGAGAAGUUUGCGCGCCGGGUUCUGGAAGGUGAGGAUGAGGAUGAGGAGGAUAAGGGUCAAGCAGAGGGAGAGCAGAUGGAAGAAUGA